This is a messenger RNA of Mizuhopecten yessoensis (Yesso scallop), 813 nucleotides long. RefSeq names its product cadherin-related tumor suppressor-like. Gene Ontology annotation, biological process: homophilic cell-cell adhesion. The record is from RefSeq and is a predicted model, not a curated record. The transcript is spliced from 5 exons. NCBI's taxonomy places the organism in Eukaryota, Metazoa, Mollusca, Bivalvia, Pectinida, Pectinidae. The annotation marks the transcript as partial. Gene Ontology annotation, molecular function: calcium ion binding. Gene Ontology annotation, cellular component: membrane.
GUCCAAGUGGAAGCCACAGACAAUGGAGUGCCCAUAGCUAGGACAGCCAGAUCAACUGUGACCGUUACUGUUCCCAGAGAUACCGCUAACCCAUUCUUCACCAAUCUUCCCAAUACUAUCACUAUCCAGGAGAAUGCCGUCUCUGGAUCAACUGUGUUUGAUGUGAUAGCUACUGACGGUGACAAACGAGGCAAUAUGACAUACAAGCUGAUAGGACAAUUCCCAGCCCAAACAUUCUUCAAGAUGGACCCUCUCACUGGUCAAAUUACCAUCCUCAAUGUACCGAAGUCUGACUCACUGGAGACCAUGGUGUACACGCUGAGAGUGGAAGUGUACGACAGCUACUGGCCGAGCAAUAAAGUAUACGAUGAAUUAAAGGUGCAAAUUACCCGUAAUCCUUCAGGACCUACCUUCAACCCCAAAUCCUACAUUGAUACAGUGCGGGCAAACAUUGAUUUGGGAACAGUUGUGUUCCAGCUGUUGGCCACAGAUAUUGACGGGGACCGAUUAACAUACACCUCUGAUAUGAGCGCACUUGAUCAGGAGUACUUCUCUUUGAGUCGAGACAGUGGAGCCAUCAUUCUCUACAAGUCCCUCGAGACGGUCGGCACACCCAACAGGUUUGAUUUCAAUGUGUUCGUGUCCGACUCCCGAAAUCCGGUCAAGAAUGACACAGCCUCUGUGUCCCUUUCGGUGACCGCAUUACAAGGACCACCCAGGUUCACACAAAACAACUAUGAAGUGACCAUCCCGAUUUCACAGGCUAUUAACACCUCUGCCACCUCUGUACUUGCUACAGACCCUGACAUUCAG